AUGAUGCCGACACCUCGCGCUUGCUGCUCUUCCUGCGCCUCCCUCAACUGGAACGCGCGGCUGGCGCUCAUAGUGUCGCCAAUCAACAUGGUUGGCGUCGGGUUGACAGAGUCUACGAUGACGGCCUUUGCGUUCCUCAUCACCCGCAGCAACUUCCUGGUCGGCCUCUCGUCCACGGUAUCUGGCCUCGCGCUGCUGCUCGUUGCUCCGUGUGCAGGAUGUCUCGCGGAUCGAGUCGGCAGGCAGGCCGUCCUGCGGCUCGCGAGCGUGCUGGCCGUGCUCUCCGCCGCCUGGGUCUUUGUGUGGCUCUUGUACUUUCAGCCGCACACCAGCGACCGCACCUGCUACGCGCUGCUCCUCGGCUCGCAGUUCCUGGGCGGCCUGCGGCGCGGCAUCCAGCAGCCCGCAUUUGAUGCAAUCUUCGGCGACUCGGUCGCGAGCGGCCGCCGCUCUCAGAUCUACUCGUGGCUGUCGUCGCUGAGGAAGUUGGGCCUCGCGUGCGGGCCCGCGACGGCCGCGGCAAUCUUCUUUGCGCGGGGCGACAGCUGGACAGAGCCGGAGCUCGUCGCCGUGCUCCUCGCCGGCGCCGCCGUGCGGCUCGUGCCUGCCGCGCUGCUGUGGCUCUUCCGCGACGAGCGCUCCCUCGGCCAGGAGCGCGGCCACGUGGCCCCGCUGAUCGCGGUCGCCGACCUGACGGGCAAGCUCGCCUCGGGCCUCUCGAUGCGCUUCUUCUCGCUCUACUUUUGGCGCGAGCUCGGGCUGCCGCCCACGGUUGCGAUGCUCAUGCUUGUCGGUAACAACCUCGGCUCCGCCGCGUGGACGAUCGCGCUGCAGCGGCUCUCGCUGCGCAUCGGCCGCCGCCUCGAGCCAGCGGAGCCGCGCCUCAUCCUCCCGAUCUGCCUGCUGCGCUCUUGGCUCAUGAACUCGACUCUCGCUCUCUCGAAGAGCGUGCUCAACGACUACGUCCCCAAGCGGCACCGCGCCAAGUGGGCCUCGCUCGAGAGCGCACGCACCCUCACACCUGCAGGCUCGGCCGCUCUCGGUGGGCUGCUCUCGGACCGGAUCGGGUACCGACACACGUUCCUAGUCACGGCGGCGCUCCAGGCGGUGGGCGUGCUCUUGUACACGCCGCUCGCAUCGCUGGUCGCCGCCGAAGCCGCGCCGCCCAAGCGCGCCCGCGCGAGCACCGCGGCCGAGCCUCGCGCAUGCGGGGCAGGUUCCUCCUUUUCCGCUCCGCCUCGUCAGCCCGCUCGCGCCGCACCGCUCGCGGCGCCCCUGCUGAGGGCCGACGGAACCACUCGGAGCGUGGGCGACCACGCGCCCGAAUGA
Molecule: messenger RNA, 1329 nt
Organism: Emiliania huxleyi CCMP1516
Lineage: Eukaryota; Haptophyta; Isochrysidales; Noelaerhabdaceae
Exons: 7
Coding region: 1-1329 (442 amino acids)
Biological process (GO): transmembrane transport
Molecular function (GO): transmembrane transporter activity
Source: RefSeq, a predicted model, not a curated record